AUGGAUGGACUAUUAGCGUUUGUUGCAACCUAUUUUUAUAGCCAACAAUCCAUUUGGUGGAGAGAUUUAUGCAAGAUUAAUUUGUUGGAUGGGGUGGUUGCCAACGGUUUUUCCGGGAGUUUCAAGUGUUGUUGCAAGAAUGGCAAAGAUGUUCUUUUUUGGCAUAAUAGGUGGUUGGGUGAUCAACCUCUUUGCUUGGUCUUCCCGGAUUUAUAUGAUCUUUCUAGCAUGAAACAUUGCACAGUGGCGGAUAUUUUAGAAUGGAUCGAUGGGAUGCAUAGUUGGAGGUGGGAAGCUUUGUUCUCGGCCGAAUCCAACCCCGGAAAUGGCAUUCCAGCCGCGGCAGCAACCAGCCAGAACUGGGCUCGGUUUGCCGACAGCAUAAGCGGAUUUCUCCCUUGUGAAUCAAGCCGAGAUUCUUUCUCUUGGUCCUUCUAUGGAGACAACGAUUUCACCGUUUCAAGUUUGGCUCAUGCGGUUGAUAAUGCCAAAUCUUUAGCUUGGGAUCCUAUAGUGAUUAAUUCGUUGAAAGUGAUGUGGGAUCUCAAACUCCCACCGAAGAUUAAGGUCUUUGCUUGGAGAGCCUUCAUUGAUCGGCUUCCAACUAGAGAUCAAUUGUUGAAUAGAGGUGUGGUUACCGUUACUUGCCCGGAUUGUGUGAUGUGUGGUUCUUUCCUUGAAUCUUCUUCCCAUCUUUUUUUCUAUUGUCAAGAGGUGAAAGUUAUUUGGAAACAUGUCUUUUUCUGGAUCGGUUCACCGAAGGAAUUUACCGAAGAGGAGAUGCCGUGCUUUGAAGUCAUCCAAGAAAAGGUGAAUUGUAGUAAACGUCGUAUUUUGAUCAACUUCGUUUGGUUGGCUACUAUUUGGAGUAUUUGGCUUAUGAGGAAUGCCAUUAUCUUUAAGGGGGAGGUGUUUUGUUUUGAUGUUAUUUGUUCUAACAUUGUGUUUCUUUCUUGGAGGUGGUUAUGUACUGGAUAUACUAAGUUUAGACCAAUUUACUACGAAUGGUUUAAACUUCCCUUAUCCGUCUCUUAUAACCUCUAG
Messenger RNA from Vicia villosa (hairy vetch), 1044 nucleotides. RefSeq lists its product as uncharacterized. NCBI's taxonomy places the organism in Eukaryota, Viridiplantae, Streptophyta, Magnoliopsida, Fabales, Fabaceae. The coding region runs from base 1 to 1044 and encodes 347 amino acids. The record is from RefSeq and is a predicted model, not a curated record. The transcript has a single exon.